AAGAUGGUCGUCGUAAGGAGGAAGAACGUGAAAAUGUUUACCUUCGUGUUUCUGCUCAUCACGGUAACGUCAUUUCUGCUGAACUACACACAACAGGUGACCACAACCACCUGGCAUCCCAGACAUCUUGUCAUGCAGUUUUCAGAGCAAGUUCAAAAACUCUUCAAGUACCCAAGGAGACCUUGUAGCUGUCGCACAUGCAUUUCGGAGCUGGGACAUUCCCUCUGGUUCGAUCAGAGGUUUAAUUCAACUAUGCAACCUUUCCUGACCUCACAAAAUGCCUUUAUCCCAGAAGACAGCUACACCUGGUGGCUGAAAUUGCAAAGAGAGAAAGCUCCGAAGAAUUUGAAUGCCACUCUCACAGAACUGUUCAGUGUCAUUCCUGGGGAUGGGGAUCCACUGCAGGACAGAGGCACUUACACAUGCAGACGAUGCGCCGUCGUGGGCAACUCUGGGAACCUUCGACAGUCUCAGUAUGGCCAAGAUAUUGACUCCCAUGACUUCGUGCUCAGAAUGAACCGUGCCCCCACCACUGGCUACGAAUCAGAUGUUGGGAGCAAGACUACUCACCACUUUGUUUAUCCUGAGAGCUACAAAGAGUUGGCAGAAAAUGUGAGCAUGAUCCUGAUCCCCUUCAAAACCCUGGACCUGCGCUGGGUUGUCACUGCACUCACCACAGGCACCAUCAAUUUCACAUACGUUCCAGUUCCACGGAAAAUCAAAGUCAAAAAAGAAAAGAUCCUGGUUUAUAAUCCAGCUUUUAUGAAAUACAUCUAUGAAAACUGGCUCGAGCAUCAUGGGAGAUAUCCCUCCACAGGCCUUUUGUCUUUAAUGUUUGCUCUCCAUGUAUGCGAUGAGGUGAAUGUGUAUGGCUUUGGAGCAGACAGCAGAGGACACUGGCACCAUUACUGGGAAAACAACACUUCAGGUGGUGCUUUCCGGAAGACAGGUGUCCAUGAUGGGGAUUUUGAGUUCAAUAUAACUUUGACUCUUGCCUCCAUUGAAAAAAUAAAAUUUUUCAAGGGCAGAUGACCCUGGCCACAGGGAGAAGUGGGGGCUGCAAUUUCCAACGUGCAGCAGAGCAAAGCUCAGUGAAGACAAUCUGGGCACCAGCCAGGUU
Molecule: messenger RNA, 1120 nt
Organism: Acanthisitta chloris (rifleman)
Lineage: Eukaryota; Metazoa; Chordata; Aves; Passeriformes; Acanthisittidae
Gene: ST3GAL1
Product: ST3 beta-galactoside alpha-2,3-sialyltransferase 1
Exons: 6
Coding region: 4-1032 (342 amino acids)
Molecular function (GO): beta-galactoside (CMP) alpha-2,3-sialyltransferase activity
Source: RefSeq, a predicted model, not a curated record